CACGACGCGCUCCCCCCCCCCUCCCCCCCCCCCCCCCCCCCCCCUCCUCCGGGUCCCUCCGCUGGGCCAAGAUGGCGGCGCUGAGCAAAUCCAUCCCCCACAACUGCUACGAGAUCGGGCACACCUGGCACCCCCACUGCGGGCGAGCCUUCGUGCACAUCACCCAAGGGGCGUUUGGAGAGUCGCUCCGCAUCUAUGGGACCCUUUACCUGAUUAAUUGCAAGCUUCAUCAUCGCUGGAGGGUUUUAAAGAAGAGACUGGACAGCUACCUGCCUGAAAUGAUUGCUGCAAUUCUCCGGAAACGAAAACUUGAUUAUUAUUUGAACAAGCUGCUUCCUGAAAUUCUACAAUCAACAUCCUUCCUUACAGCAAAUGGAAGUCUUUACAUUAUGUUUUUCUGCAUUUUAAGGCGAAUACUGGGAAAAUUCUAUUUUUGGACUCCUGGUUUCGGUGCUGCUCUACCAGCGUCCUACAUAGCUAUUCUUAUUGAAAGGAAGAGCAGGAGGGGGUUGCUUACAAUUUACAUGGCCAAUUUGGCCACAGAAGCACUAUUCCGCAUGGGAGUAUCAAGAGGAACAAUUACUCCUUUAAGACAUGGAGAGGUCCUUUUAUUCUGUGUAACAGCUGCCCUGUUUAUGUUCUUUUUCAGAAACAAAGACGGUUUGAAAGGAUUUACAUUCUCCGCACUAAAAUUCAUUGUAGGGAAAGAAGAAAUUCCCACCCAUUCUUAUGUACCGGAAGGAGCUUUUGUAAAGAAAGAAAUCAAAAUAAAACACUGCGAAGAUCUAACGCAACAAAUGAAUUUUAUUGCGGCGACAAAAAAAAUCGUGGACAAUAUAUGCAAAAAUGGUCCCAGGCACAGAUGCUGUAAGCACUACGAAGAUAAUUGCAUCUCAUAUUGCAUUAAAGGUUUCAUUAGGAUGUUUAGCGUCGGAUACUUGAUCCAGUGUUGCCUUCGCAUCCCAUCCGCGUUCCGACAUCUGUUUACAAAUCCAUCCCGGCUUCUCUCACUUUUCUACAACAAAGAAAACUUCCAGCUUGGAGCUUUCCUUGGGUCAUUUGUCAGCAUAUACAAAGGUACAAGCUGUUUCCUGCGAUGGGUCCGGAACCUGGACGAUGAAGUACACGCACUCAUUGCAGGAUCCCUAGCAGGAUUGUCCAUGAUGUUUUACAAAAGCACAACUAUUUCAAUGUAUCUGGCUUCCAAACUAGUAGAGACUAUGUAUUUCAAAGGCAUUGAAGCUGGAAAGGUUCCUUAUUUCCCUCACGCAGACAGUAUAAUCUACGCUGUAUCCACCGCCAUCUGCUUCCAAGCUGCUGUGAUGGAAGUCCAUAACCUGAGACCUUCAUAUUGGAAAUUCCUAUUGCGAUUAACAAAAGGAAGAUUUGGUGUCAUGAACAGAAAAGCACUGGAUGUAUUCGGUACCGAAGCAUCUAUGUAUUUUAAGGAUUUCUCUCUAGAACUCGACCCAAGAUAUACAGUUAUGCCACCAGCAAGACCUAUUCAAAAAUCUUGGAACUGAUGCAUCCGUUUGUGAUUAUGUUUUACCACCAGCUGUCCUAAAGAGUUAAUUAACUUAAUAGUCAAAUAGAUGGAAGACUGCUUGUGUUCCACAUCAG
Messenger RNA from Pantherophis guttatus, 1620 nucleotides. RefSeq names its product transmembrane protein 135 (gene TMEM135). Lineage: Eukaryota; Metazoa; Chordata; Lepidosauria; Squamata; Colubridae. The record is from RefSeq and is a predicted model, not a curated record.